CGAGCUGCGGUGGCGCUGCGGGCUGAGGGUACUGCGCUCCGAGCCUCUGGCCACAGGAGCGCCAAGGAUCGUGCGAGCGCCGCACCUGCGGGCCCAGUUGUCGGGCUGUCGCAGAGCGGGGACCGCCCUACUAGGAGCUGCCGCUGACAUGAGUGCAGUGUCGCAGCCCCAGGCUGCUCAUGACCCCCUGGAGAAGCCAGCCAGCACAGCGAUCCUGUGCAGCACCUGUGGGAAUGUGUGCAAGGGUGAGGUGCUGCGCGUGCAGAACAAGUACUUCCACAUUAGGUGCUUCGUGUGCAAAGCGUGUGGCUGUGACCUGGCCGAGGGUGGCUUCUUCGUACGACAGGGUGAACACAUCUGCACACGUGACUACCAGCGGCUCUAUGGCACUCGUUGCUUCAGCUGUGAUCGCUUCAUUGAAGGAGAAGUGGUGUCAGCACUUGGCAAAACCUAUCACCCUGACUGCUUCGUGUGCGCUGUGUGCAGGUUGCCAUUUCCUCCUGGGGAUCGUGUGACCUUCAAUGGGAAGGAGUGUGUGUGCCAGAAGUGUUCCCCGCCCACGACGCUGGGAAGUAGUGCUCACCUGGCCCAAGGCCUCCGGAGUUGUGGGGGCUGUGGCUUAGAAAUCAAGAAUGGCCAGGCCCUGGUGGCUUUGGACAAGCACUGGCACCUGGGCUGCUUCAAGUGCAAGACUUGUGGGAAACUCCUCAAUGCAGAGUACAUCAGCAAGGAUGGGCUGCCCUACUGCGAGGCUGAUUACCACACCAAGUUUGGCAUCCGCUGCGAUGGCUGUGAGAAGUACAUCACAGGCCGCGUGCUGGAGGCCGGGGAGAAGCACUACCACCCUUCAUGCGCGCUAUGCAUCAGAUGCGGCCAGAUGUUCUCAGAGGGCGAGGAGAUGUACCUGCAAGGCUCCUCUAUCUGGCACCCGGCAUGUCGGCAAGCAGCCAGGACUGAAGACAAGAGCAAGAUGCACAGCUCUGUUUGCAGCCAGCCCUGCCCGGGCACCCUGCCCUGUGCCUUACAGGAAACCAGGACUUCCUCAGAGAGCAUUGUCUCCGUGCCUGCAUCCAGCACGUCGGGGUCCCCAAGCCGUGUGAUCUACGCGAAGCUUGGCGAUGAGAUCCUGGACUACAGGGACUUGGCUGCUCUUCCCAAAAACAAAGCAAUCUAUAACAUUGACCGGCCCGACAUGAUCUCCUACUCACCCUACAUUAGCCACUCGGCCAUUGGGGACAGGCAGAGCUAUGGCGAGGGGGAUCAGGAUGAUCGGUCCUACAAGCAGUGCCGGACCUCCAGCCCCAGCUCUGCUGGCUCCGUCAGCCUCGGGCACUACACCCCAACAUCACGGUCACCCCAGCACUACAGUCGCCCAGCUGGUACUGUGAGUGUUGGUACCAGUAGCUGUCUGUCCCUGUCCCAACACCCAAGCCCUACAUCCGUGUUCAGACAUCAUUACAUCCCCUACUUCCGAGGCAGCGAAAGUGGCCGUAGCACCCCAAGUCUCUCGGUGCUCUCCGACAGCAGGCCUCCUUCCUCUACCUAUCAGCAGGCGCCACGCCACUUCCACAUCCCAGACACUGGCGUAAAAGAUAACAUCUAUAGGAAGCCCCCUAUCUACAAACAGCACGCCACCAGGCGAUUGGAGGUGGAGGACGGCACUUUUGAUCAGGACAGCAGGAAGAAGACUACCUGGCUGCUCCUCAAAGGGGAUGCAGACACCAGAACAAAUUCUCCAGACCUGGACAGCCAAUCUCUGUCCCUCAGCAGCGGGGCUGAGCGGGAGCCUCUGCCGAGGAUGCCUGGGGACGGCCUCUACUCACAAUGCCAACCUGGCCCCUUGUGGAGCAGACCCGGAUGCCAGCUGGGGCACGCGAGAGUACAAGGUAAGGGGCCUCCUGCACUACUGACCUCACCCACCGCGCUGUACCUGCCCAGGUUAAAAGUUCCUUUUUGUUGCAUUUUCUCUAUGAGAUGUGCAUGUCCACAACCCACACACAUAUACCCAUAUGACUCCCUCAUCGUAACCAACCGAAUCCGGGUGAAACUGCCCAAAGAUGUGGACCGGACGAGGCUGGAGAGACACCUGUCACCUGAGGAGUUCCAAGAAGUGUUUGGGAUGAGCAUCGAAGAGUUUGACCGCCUGGCCCUGUGGAAGAGGAAUGACCUAAAGAAGAAAGCCCUGCUCUUCUGACAGCCGCCAGCGUCUUUCCAGGAGCCCGUUGGGGGGCAGAGCCGAAGGACCCCACUGCCCCUCUCCCAGAUCCCCCUCCUGCACUUUUCCUCUGCUUCUCUGUGUCAGUGAGGCAGGCGGGUGCCUGAGGGAGGCAGGGUGGGGCCAGGCCCCGAGGAGCAUCCAGCAGGCAUGGUACCUUCUGCAGCAAGGAUACUCCCCCCUGUAGUUUAGGGCCAGGUGCCAGCUUGACUCGCUCCUUUCCGCCACAACCUGAGAUCAGGGCAAUGCCGCAGCCAGCUAUCGUAGGAGAUGGGCCAGAGCAUUCGGCCAGCCCAGCACCUUCCCAGUGCCCUGGGGUGCGGUGUGACCACGCCUGUGCUAGGCACUUGGGCAAAGAUGUGUCCAGGAGGCGGGUGAAAGGCUCGCCAGUGCCAGACCCUGACACAGCAGGGGUGGUAAGCGUGAGACUCCUCAGAGCAUGAACAGGAUGCAGGCGGGCUGAGGCAGGGGAGCCAGGCCCAUGUCCGAGAGGCAGUGGGACUGUGAUGUUUUGCCAUUAUUGUGAUGGAUCUUUUCUGGGGAAUGAAUGUCGACCUGACAGGGUGCCCCCAACUAGUGCUCUGUGUACUGUGCCCUUCCAAAUCACCCCCUUAGUUGCCUAAAUGAUAUCUUUCAAGUUCCACAGAAGUUUUUAUUUUAUUAAAAAGUAUCGCUUCCUUACACAUAAGAAGACAUAUAUGCAGAGUUUAGUUUUACGGUCCCUCUGAAGAGGAUUGCCUCCGCCUUACACCCCCCCACUGUGCAGGCCUCUGUGCUUCCAGUCCUCCGCGUUCCUCAGAGGCAGGAGCCCAUCUGUUUCCCUUCGUCCCUGCUCCUUUGUAUGUAUCACACAGACCGCCUCAAAGACAGACUCGCUCAGUAGUGCCGUUUGUAAAUACAUGUGAAGUGUA
This is a messenger RNA of Alexandromys fortis (reed vole), 3126 nucleotides long. RefSeq names its product actin binding LIM protein family member 2 (gene Ablim2). Gene Ontology annotation, cellular component: actin cytoskeleton. Bases 149 to 2194 code for a protein of 681 amino acids. The transcript has 21 exons. Lineage: Eukaryota; Metazoa; Chordata; Mammalia; Rodentia; Cricetidae. Gene Ontology annotation, biological process: cytoskeleton organization; lamellipodium assembly. The record is from RefSeq and is a predicted model, not a curated record. Gene Ontology annotation, molecular function: actin filament binding.